Molecule: messenger RNA, 759 nt
Organism: Parastagonospora nodorum SN15
Lineage: Eukaryota; Fungi; Ascomycota; Dothideomycetes; Pleosporales; Phaeosphaeriaceae
Exons: 4
Coding region: 1-759 (252 amino acids)
Molecular function (GO): oxidoreductase activity, acting on paired donors, with incorporation or reduction of molecular oxygen; heme binding; iron ion binding
Source: RefSeq, a predicted model, not a curated record
AUGACUGACACUUCUCAAGCCUCGGAUGAGGGCUUUGCCGAAGCCCUUCUCAGGUAUCCAAAGGACAUGAUAAAGUGCAUGGCGGCUUUCCAGCUUACCCCAUCCUGGUUAUCACCGUACAUGCACGCUAUCCUUACCAACCGAGGGGAGGCAAUGCACAAGAUUCAAAACCGCCUUCGCGACAUCAUGGGCAUGGGAAGAAAAGCCUGGAACGAGACUCCCGAGAUCAAAAAGCUCACCAUUGCGCACAAUAUGACCGAGAUGACUGACGGAAGUGACUACUGGGACCCAGAACUUCUAUCCCAGUCUCUGCUCGGAAUCUGGUUUGCCGCCGCACAUCAGCCAUGGAUGUUCCUCGACUUCAUACUGCUCGAGCUCUCCACUCGCUUGGACUGGCAGCAUGCUCUUCAGAAGGAGCUAGACACGCUUGCUCCGUCAAACUACAAUGAGCUAGAGAAGCUUCCAUUGCUCGACAGCUUCAUUAAAGAGACCAUUCGACUGAAUCCUUUGGACAAGUUCGCGAUUCGUCGCAAAGCUCUGGAGCCGUACACUUUCCAAGGCGGUUCACCAUCUGUACCUCUCGGCGGAACAGCCUGCGUUUCUGCUCACGAUCUGAUGCACGACCCGCAGACUUAUCCAAGCCCCGAUACCUUCCAGGGAGCGCGAUUUGUGCCGACUGAAGCAGGUGCACCGCAAAGCAAGUUUACAGACGUAUCUGAGAAGUUCCCGGUGUGGGGUUAUGGGUCUCUUGCGUGGUAA